Messenger RNA from Elephantulus edwardii (Cape elephant shrew), 2485 nucleotides. It is a transcript of the gene SENP5, whose product is annotated as SUMO1/sentrin specific peptidase 5. Gene Ontology annotation, molecular function: deSUMOylase activity. Gene Ontology annotation, cellular component: nucleus. The transcript is spliced from 9 exons. NCBI's taxonomy places the organism in Eukaryota, Metazoa, Chordata, Mammalia, Macroscelidea, Macroscelididae. The coding region runs from base 29 to 2290 and encodes 753 amino acids. Gene Ontology annotation, biological process: protein desumoylation. The record is from RefSeq and is a predicted model, not a curated record.
CAUCCAGAUCUCAUUAUGCAUCAGAAAAAUGAAAAAACAGAGGAAAAUUCUAUGGAGGAAAGGAAUCCACUUAGCCUUUUCUGAGAAGUGGAAUACUGGGUUUGGAGGCUUUAAGAAAUUCUACUUUCAUCAAUAUUUGUGCAUUCUGAAAGCUAAGUUGGGAAGGGCAAUUGCUUGGAACAGACACUUGAGGUACUUCCAGUCCCGAAAGAAAGCCCUGCAGAUCUGGAAAACGUGGAUCCAGGAUGAAUCCCUUUAUGCUAAGACCAAGUCAAAUGUGGCUGCUCAAAAUGUUAGCAGUUUUCCCUCUUCAGUGAACAGUAAGGGCACUAAACAAUUCAUUCCAUCCUCACGGACUCUUCUGGAGCUCAAAUCAGAAAAGCUCCUCUCAUUAGCAAAGAACUCUGAUCAUGAAAGUGGUGGGAAAAAAAGUCUCUUAAAGGCAGUUGUUGAUUUACCAGCAAAUAAUAUUUUAGGUCAGACUGGUGGUCACAGACCUAGGACAGAUCCACACGCUUCCGACUUUCCCAUGAAGUUCACUGAGGAGAGCCAAAAUCCAGGGGAGAGCGCGGCGGUUGUGGUUACUUUGAGGAACCAUAAGAGAAAGCGCUUUGGUUAUGGCUGCUACCAAGGACUGGACCAUCACAGAAAUGGGGGAACCCUGAUUCCAAAAAAAUUCCAACUUAACAAGCAUAGAAGAAUAAAAGUGUCUCCUCUUAUGAUGUAUGAGAAAUCGUCCAUGAUUAGAUUUCGGUACCGAAUUCUCAGAUCCCAGCACUUAAGAUCAAGAAGCAAAGUUUGUAAACAAAAAAAAUCCCAGAGAAGCUGGGUACAGAAGGUCACCGGGGACUAUCAAGAGACUUUUCGGGAGAACUGUGAGGGUGGCAGUUGCAGCCCAUUCCCUGCCUCAGAGCCUAAAGACUCUUCUUGUCGGCAUCAGCCCUGCUUCUCAGCUAUGGACAGCGAUGCUGUGUUGAAGGAAAAGAACUCUCACACACCUGAUGGCCACACUAGAGGAAGCCCUUUCUUGAGCAAGGAGUUUAGUUUAGGUGAAGCAUUCCCUGACCAACAGAAUGGCAGUGCCCCAUACACCUGGGAACAGUCAUCUUCCUCCUCCUCCCCAAAAUGGGAGCAGACAGAGCUGAUCCAUGACAUCCCUGCACCAGAACAUCAUCCUAGUAACAUGUUAACCUCAGAAACGGAAAGAGAUAUUAUGACUCUGUGUCACGACAGUCGGACAAGUGAUGACAGAAUAAAACUGCCAGUGUAUGAGACCAACAAAUCUGUGGGAUGUAUAGAUGGGCCUGUGUCUGAAAAGACAGCGCAGAAUGAGGGCUCAGACCAGAUGGAGGAGGAUGGAUCUCUCAAGCAGAACAUUCUUAGCUCUAAGUUGUUGGACCACCCUUACUGUAAAAGUCCACUAGAGGCUCCCCUGUUGUGUACUGGACUAAAACUAGAAAAUCAAGUGGGAGGUGGGAAGAACAGUCAAAACACAUCUCCAGUGGAUGAUGAACAGCUGUCAGUCUGCCUCUCUGGAUUCCUGGAUGAGGUUAUGAAGAAGUAUGGCAGUUUGGUCCCACUCAGUGAAAAAGAUGUCCUUGGGCGACUAAAAGAUGUCUUUAAUGAAGACUUUUCUAAUAGAAAACCAUUUAUCAAUAGAGAAAUAACAAACUAUCGAGCCAGGCAUCAAAAAUGCAACUUCCGUGUUUUUUAUAACAAGCACAUGCUGGACGUGGAUGACCUGGCCACCCUGGAUGGUCAGAAUUGGUUGAAUGACCAGGUCAUUAAUAUGUAUGGUGAACUGAUAAUGGAUGCAGUGCCAGACAAAGUUCACUUCUUCAACAGUUUUUUUCAUAGACAGCUUGUAACCAAAGGAUAUAAUGGUGUAAAAAGAUGGACUAAAAAGGUGGAUUUGUUUAAAAAGAGUCUUCUGUUGAUUCCUAUUCACCUGGAAGUCCAUUGGUCUCUGAUUACUGUGACACUGUCUAAUCGAAUUAUUUCGUUUUAUGAUUCCCAAGGCAUUCAUUUUAAGUUUUGUGUAGAGAAUAUAAGAAAGUAUCUGCUGACUGAAGCCAGAGAAAAAAAUAGACCUGAGUUUCUUCAGGGUUGGCAGACUGCUGUUACAAAGUGUAUUCCACAACAGAAAAAUGACAGUGACUGUGGAGUCUUUGUGCUCCAGUACUGCAAGUGCCUCGCCCUAGAGCAGCCUUUCCAGUUUUCACAAGAAGACAUGCCCCGCGUGCGCAAGAGGAUUUACAAGGAGCUGUGCGAAUGUCGGCUCAUGGACUGAGACCCAGCACACACGCUUGGGGAGUCUGACCAAGUUGGAGCAGGUGGUUUGUUACUUGAAUCUCCAAACACUUAUUUGAAUUUUUACAGAUAUUCAGAUUGGUGGUAUUGGACCACUAUUGUUACCUCAAAUUUAUGUUUGCCCUUAUUCAUUUCUCCAGCUACCAUGGACUAUUUUUAAUGUUCAGUUGGGUUU